CUUAAAAGUACUAUCCUACCCAAAAUGGUUGGCAUGUGGUCUUUAGUGAGUGAGUUUCAUCAAGGGAAAACUACUUGGGCAUUCAAAGCAAGAGCAGUCCGUGUUUAUGAAAUCCCGGCCUAUGGGAUACAUGGUGAAUAUUUGCAGUGCAUCUUCCAUGACUCUGAGUGGAAUACUAUCUCUUGCACUCUAUGGGAGGACUUGAUAGAUCAGUUGGUAGACUUUCUGCGGACAAAACCCAAGUGCAUCAUUCUACUUCUUCAGCUAUGCCGUGCAAAAAAAAUUCAGGGUCAUGUGAAUGUGGCCAACAUGUUCAAUGUGACCAAGAUGCUUCUAAAUAGCGACAGUGAGGAGUGUGUGGAGUUCAAAGCCACCUUCGGUAGUUUUGUUGGUGAUGCUUUUCAAGAUGACCUUGGAAGCGGAAGAGUUCCUUUUGUUUCUAUUGAUGAUCUAAUCAAAAUGAAAGAGGAUGGAAAACACGUGAUCUACGGAGAGAUUUUGGCAAUAGAUAGUUACAAGGACUGGUUCUAUAUUUCUUGCAAGGGGUGCAUCAGGAAGGUGGUAGCUGAGGGUGAUAGUUUUUGGUGUGGUGUGUGCAACACAGCAGAAGUGGUUAUGAGGUACAAAGUUAACGUUACGGUGAUGGAUGAAUCGGCCAAUCGGGUCAUGCCUCCUUUGUUUUUUGGGACAAAGAGUGCAUAACUUUGAUUAGAAAAACAACGAAUACUCUUCGUGAGGAGAUUGAAGAGAAAAAUCUUGGACCUUACUAUUUUCCAGUUGAGAUAGAUGGUUUGGUUGAGAUUAAGGGGUUGUUUCGAGUUCAGACAAAGAGGGAGAGAUUUUGUUACAGAGGUGCUCCAACAUUUAGUGUUAUCAGAAUGAAUUGUGAUCCUACAGUUCUCUCUUUGUACAAGUAUAAAGGAAAAGUGGAUGAAGAAGAUGAUGAUUUUACACUUCUGAAGAAGGAGUUUUCUGUGGAUGAAGAAGUGACCACAGUCAAAGAAGAAGACACUAGCCCCUUGCUGACAAGAAAAGAAAGGAAAGAAGUUGUUGCUAACCUGGAUGGUAUCAAGAGGAAGUUGUUUGAUGAGCCCCCACCUGUGUAGCCAGCAAAGAAGCUGAGGAAAGUCAAAGUGGAAAAGCAGUAGCAAUGUCUGAAAAGAUGCCAAUUUUUGUGAAUGGGCCCUUAAGAACGGGUUUCCAAAUGAUAGGUGUCAAUAUAUGUUGUUUUUGUUGGUGCAUGGGCCCUUAAAAUUUUUUUGUGUGGUUUGUUCUAUGGCUGGGUAUUGCCCAGGGAAAGGGUCAGGUUAUGGUACAAACUUUUGAUUUGGAUUAUUUUUGUUAGGUAAUCUAUUCUGAUCCAAAGUUUGUAAGUAAUGGCGUUUAUUUGCCAAUUGUAACGUAACCUAUUCUCCCUAUAAUGGUAUCUAAGUUGUGUUCUCAUUCCUG
Molecule: messenger RNA, 1449 nt
Organism: Cuscuta europaea
Lineage: Eukaryota; Viridiplantae; Streptophyta; Magnoliopsida; Solanales; Convolvulaceae
Source: the annotation of a GenBank genome assembly